AUGGGUGAAACUGCCAUUAUUCCCUUUGCGUGUAUCGUCAUAUCUAGCCUGCUUAUCUUUUUUGCCCGGAUCAUACUGCGUGAACGUGGCCAAGUCCUUGCGGCAGAGACUACUGAUUUAAAGACAAUUUACCAUACACCGAGUGAAAACCGUUCAGUCAUUGCGGCCGAGAUAAUUCACGGUGCGAGAAAUCAGUAUACAAAAUACGAAUCCAAAAGCGUCCCAAGCGAACCGAUACAGCGAGGAUUUAGAAUUCAAAAUGCUUUUACAAGCGACAAUAAAUCCUACGUUGAGGAAUUUGUUAAGAUAUCAAGGAAUUUGAUCAACAUAUCAAGUGACAACUGGGAGAUUAUUGUUUCAGCGACUCAAGACGCUGUCAGGCGAUGGAAAAGCGACGCGCAAGGUGCUUGCGAAUCUCGACGUGAAGUUGAACUCGUACCUAUGGUACAGUCAAUAACUCUGAACGCUGUUCUGACAGCUUUUUUCUUCCUUAGGAAAAAGGUUACUACCAACGACGUCACCUUCAAAUCCCUUAGUAACCUGGCUGAGGCUAUCAAUGAAACAUGGAUUAUGUCCAAGAAAGAAGACACCUUCAUACCAUUCGAACAGAAUGAUAAAUUACGAUCAGCCCUUAUUGAGGUGUUACCAGACGGGAAUAUCUCGGAUCCCUGCGAGAACCCGUUAAACUUGAUAUUACCUGGUUUUGAAACCAUGUGGCGAGUGGUCUUACGAGGCUUUCUUGAGGUCGCAUACAAAGCAGGUAAAGAGCAUCCAAACUGGAGGGAAGCGCUCAUAGGCUACUCUGAAAAGCCUACCGCAGAGCAAUUCAAGCGAGCCUCUUCACCGGACGGGGCAGCCUGGAAGGAAGCCAAUUUCCCUGAACCGAAGAUCAUCGCCGCGGAUGUUGAAGCUUGCCAUCUGUCAACAAGCAUCUGGGGAAAAACAGCUGGAAAAUUCGACCCUUUACGUUGGCAAAAAUUGACAAAGGAGCAAGAGGAAGCGUUUUUAGCUUUUGGUUCUAAGCCGUUUGAAUGCCCAGCAAAACCAGUGUUUGGGCCACGGCUAGUAGGUGUACUGGUUGGAACCUUACUUGAUGCAUUUCCGCAUCACUGGACGUUGGUUUCAGCCUAUGGAGAUGCAGUGGAAUUCGGCACGGAGAGACUGAGUAACGAGAGAAUGGGAUGCUAUGGUUUGUAUCUAGAAUUGAUUCGCGACUAA
Talaromyces stipitatus ATCC 10500 is the source of this 1218-nucleotide messenger RNA. RefSeq lists its product as uncharacterized. The coding region runs from base 1 to 1218 and encodes 405 amino acids. The record is from RefSeq and is a predicted model, not a curated record. Gene Ontology annotation, molecular function: heme binding; monooxygenase activity; iron ion binding. The transcript is spliced from 2 exons. NCBI's taxonomy places the organism in Eukaryota, Fungi, Ascomycota, Eurotiomycetes, Eurotiales, Trichocomaceae.